Messenger RNA from Mercenaria mercenaria, 7300 nucleotides. RefSeq names its product helicase with zinc finger domain 2-like. Gene Ontology annotation, molecular function: RNA binding; RNA nuclease activity; 5'-3' DNA helicase activity. Lineage: Eukaryota; Metazoa; Mollusca; Bivalvia; Venerida; Veneridae. The record is from RefSeq and is a predicted model, not a curated record.
AAUUGAUUUAUUACAUGUAUCAUUUUGUUACCUUUUUACUCGCUGAGAAUUUAUUAACGUUCAGUGGACGGUUCUAUUUUAACGAAUUUGUUGACCUCAAAACAGACAUCUUUUGUUUUACAUGCGAGAACAGGUGAUACUUCAUAGACGCUAUAUUUUAUGUGUUUUACUAUAAUUACAAGUAGGUUUUAUACCUUGUAAAGGUUUCUUCAGUACAUAGUUGUCAGUUGUUCUAGUUCUCCAACAUGUGUGUGACUAUGACGACCAUGAAGCGUUAGCAAUAUGGGCACGCUCUUUGUUUUUGACAGGGGACUACGAUCUGGCCUUCCAAAAGAAUGAAUUAGCCUUGAAAUACUGUCAGGAUGGAGGAUACAGAGACAGACUGCAAACAUUUAAAUCAAAAAUACAAGAGAAGUUGGCUUCAGCAUCACCUCCGCAAAGAGAACCGGAUGAAGAAUGGCUCGAAGGCACAAAUGUAAACAAAGCGAUUGCAACAGACAAAAGUCACCAUUCCGACGCAGACAGACGAAAGAAAAAGAGACACAAAAGACCUAAAGCAAUCGAUCGGUCUGGACAAAGUACACCUUUUUCAAGAGCACAGUCUUUAGACGGAAUUACAGUGUUGCGAUCUUCAUCAAGAACGCCCUUUAGAGUAACUCAAAAUGCAAGUGGUACUAUUAAAACUAUUAAUUCAGGUGUAGAACGGCUUAAACUCGAAGGAAGUGGUAAAAACAGGUCACGAAACGUUAGCUCAUGCAGUACAACCACCACUGCAACAGAUGCUUCAGGCUUUGGAACCGAGACGUCAUACGACUAUAGUGUAUCAGAUAGCGAUUCGAAUGACGACAGCAGUAUCAAUUAUGCAGCCUCUUCAAGGACUGAAAGUCCAGAUCUGAAUUUUAUGUCAGAUCAAGAUAUUGAAAUAGAUAGUAUUCACGAAAAAAUGUCGUUUUAUGAACAAAGUUGUAGGUUUUAUCAGCAAAAUGAUGAAGUAUCAAAAAACCUUGGAAGGGCAGAAACUGAGGAGAAUUUUUGAAGACCGGUAUAACACUGAAUAUGUCAUUUUUGCAUCAAUUUGAAAACACACACCCUGAUAUACUGAACAAAGAGGAUUUCUACACAAAAUUUUUUGAUAAAUUCAAGCUUCAAGAGUUGUUGUUAAAAAAUCCCAAGAAGUACAUCAAAUGUGUCAUACAGAUACAAGGCUGUCAUGACGCAUACUGUACGCCAGUUGAUGCACACGAUUCAAUCAGCAUCAUUGAAAUAUCAGGUCGAUCAAAAAUAGGACAGGCCUUUAACGAAGACGAAGUUAUCGUGGAGAUACUUGAUGAUCAUGAUGCAAAGGACAAAAGGUUUGGAAAAGUUGUCGGUGUGUGGAAUAGACAGCGCCACAGAGAUACAAAACAUCCUGUGUUUAUUUGUACCCUUGACGAUAUGGUAAGUCAUCUUGUACGACCAAUGUGUAAAACAAUUCCAAAGAUCCAUAUAUUGAACAGAGAAAUAAAACAGAAGUAUAAAACUGAAAAGGCAGGAAGAUACAAGGUCGAAAUAUAUGAGUAUGAUGAAAGAGCGGGGAUAUUGUGUAAUUCAAGGAUAGUUCAAGUGAAUCCAGCUGAAAAUGGCUCUACAAUAUUUUUGGUAGCGUUCAUAAAAUGGAGUCCUCGACAUAUCUACCCAAGAGGUGCAAUAAUCAAACAUUUGCCAAGCGGAAGCAGCAUUGCUACAGGUCUUAUGGUUCUUAAUCCACCGGGCUCUACAGUUCUGGAUGUCGCGCUUAGUGUUGAGAAAAUUGAUGGCGGGUAUAAGGUAGGCGUUCAUAUUGCAGAUGUUGCUAUGUACGUACCAAAGGACUCACCGCUGGACGAAGAGGCAAAAAGCAGAGCCACAACGUUUAAUCCCGGUGUACGAAAGUCAAGGAACAUGAUCCCUGAACCAAUUAGUUCCAAUCUUUGUAGUCUUCUGCAAGAUAAAUUAAGACUUACUAUAUCUGCUUUCCUCUACAUCGGGAGCAACGGAAAGCUUCUACAAAUGGAGGGUAACAAUUUCGAAAUUGUAAAAUCUUAUAUCAGAUCGAAAAGGCAACUGACGUAUGGAGAAUCGCAGUCAAUGAUUUGUGCACAACCUGUCGGCAUAGAGGACAAAUUGACAAGUGAUAUCAAAAGCCUGUCUGAAAUAGCGCAAGCUAUCCGAAAGAAUAGGUUAGGAAUUGUCAUGGAUGCCUUUGAUGUAGACUGGGAAGAAACUGAAAUUGAUCAGUCAGAAGGAGACACAAGAGAAGCUCAUUACUUAAUCAAGGAGUUCAUGAUUGGGACGAAUAAAAAGGUAGCCGAGAAAUUACUUCGGACAUACAGUACUACUGUCCCUCUUCGCUGUCAACCACCGCCGUCAAAAGAAAAUUUAGAGGCAUUUGUCAAAAGGAAUGAUCAUUACCUUGAUGUUCUUGUUAGAUUCCAAGACAAACAAGUUGGACCAAAACGCCCAAGCGUUUACGACUGCCUUAAUGAGAAAACAACAAAAACGGUAAUGCUUUCAAAGUCUGUUUGGGACGCAAUGUUGAAAUCACCGAAAGCUGCAGCUCCUACUUUUAUCAUGAAGGAUGACAAGCAUCCACUUCAGCUGGUAGUUUACAAGCACUGGUUAUCUAUCCAGAAACGCGCAGGAUACAGAUGUUCCGGUAGUCUUACAGGAAGAGAAGACAGCACACACUUCAGUCUUAACAUGUUUCCUUAUACACAUUUUACUUCUCCCAUAAGAAGAUACAAUGAUCUGAUCAUUCACCGUCUUAUACAUGCGGCAGUAUUUGAAAAAAUUAGAUCUCCUUACGAAAAAGAAGAAAUCGACAACAUUUGUUUGCAUAUCAACUCUGUUUCCAAGCGAGCAAAAGCAUACGAGAAAGGAUGCAGAUCACUACAGCAAGCAAUGGACUUCAAGACCAAUCCAAAGAUGGUUAAUUGUUUCGUCGAUGAAGUAAAUGACAAGGGCAUAACUUUGUGCUCUCCAAUGUUGAAGUAUGUAGCCAAGAGUAACCGGGAACUGACUUUCAACCGUUUAGAUAUGGGGGUCAAACCCGAGUUGUUUGAAGAUCCAAACACUCACUGGAACAAAGUUAAAGCAGUAUGGAGGAAGAGGCUAUACGAUUUCCACGUGCGUCAAAAUUAUCUCCCUGAUAGAGGAAACGAAUUGAGGUUAAAUCCUCAUAAAGGUAUCGUCUUUCUACCCCUGUAUGAAUGGGCGAAAAUAUUAAAAUGUACGAUGGAAGGUCAUGUUGAAGAUCUGUCUCGAGCCAUCAAAAAGGCAAAUAUCUCGCAUCACGGAGAAGGAUUAGACGAUGUUUCGACAGAAAGCCUUGAUCCGUUACAGAUUCAGCCUAACACACGUUUUUCAAUGACAUUUUCCCGCGGUCAGCAAGUGAGGAUUCUGAUGUCUGCCUCACCACAUAAAGGCAUCAUUGCCCCUAAACCAAUGCUGUAUAACAUGACAAACAACGUGACUCUACAGCAUACUGAGGAUCCAGUGUUAUAUCUGUAUAGGUAUGUGACUCGCGCAACGUGUGAUCAGUAUAAGACUGUCAAACUGUAUUUGGAAAGAUGGCUUCCUUUGAUGCUAAUGGAAUCAGCAACUGGGAUUGUGAAAAACGAAGAAUCAUGCACAAUUAACAACGUACAGGUCAAGUUCUCCGGGGAAAGAAAGGGCAAGUUUGCUCUUGGGUUAGCUGAAUGUGAGGUCAGAAAUAUAGAGUUGUCAGGUACAGUUUCAGACGACGAGGAUGACGAUGAGGAGGGCUAUGGCAGGGCAUCGUCAUAUGACUGGUUAUGUCUUAAAGCAACAGUAUCAUCAGAUAAAAAAGCAGUCAAAAGUAAAUCGCAAGAUUUGCCGACAUUAGAUUCUGUUUGGGUUGGUCAUGCAGAAGUGACGAAAGUCAAGAGGAAAAAGGAAGAGAAAUCUUCCGGAAAACUUACAGUGUCAUUUUCUUUGCACGAUAGAGCACCUGAGCUCCCACUUUCCUUUUAUCAGACGUCAGCAGAUCAACGCUUCAGUGUUGAGAUUCUGAGGAAGUCAGAGGUAGACAGGAGAACCGAAACCUAUAUCAAAAUGCUGCCAUCAGUGCAAGAUACAUUAGCCACAAAGAUUGCUCUGAACAAAGCUAUUCCUGAUCUAGACAGGGAUCAUAAACACAUUGCCAGUCUUAUCGAACGCGACUUGUAUUAUGACGCCAGCAGUGACGAUCCCAGACGAAAACCUCUGCCACCGAAUAACAUAAAGCAACAAGAAGCUAUCGAUAAAGCCCUGAUGUCACGGUUUUCCCUCAUAAAAGGACCACCUGGAACUGGUAAAACAUACACUGGAAUAAAGCUUGUGUCUCUUUUCAACAAAGUCAACGGUAUUCAACAUAAAGAAGGGAAGCAAAAGAAACAAGUUUUGUUCUGCGGACCGUCAAACAGUUCGGUUGAUUUGGUUGCAGAAUGGAUGUACUACCGUAUGGGUAAUUACUGCCCCGAUUUCGUCCGUGUAUAUGGAAGGUCCAUUGAAGCACUGGACUUUCCCAUUCCUGGGAGGACAUUUCUUUCCAAGAGAAGUACCAGAAACCAGAAAACGUCACCAGUGUUAUAUCCAGUAGCCCUUCAUCAUCUUAUUCGACAAAAAGGAAAGAAAUAUGCAGAAGAAAUAAAUGCAUACGAUAAACUGUUCAAGGCCAACAACUAUGAACCAAUGCCAGAAAAGGUGGCGGCAUACGUCCGCAUUGUCAGAGAGGCUUCUAUUGAUGAAAUUAGAAAACAUGACGUGAUACUGUGCACAACAGCCGUUGGUUCAAACCCAAAAGUGCUAAAAGCAACUAGUGUUCAUCAGGUAAUCGUUGACGAAGCAGGCAUGUGUCCAGAGCCACAAUGUCUAGUGCCAAUCAUUGCUACCAAGGCUGAGCAAGUUGUGCUUAUUGGGGACCACAAGCAAUUGAGACCAAUCAUCAUGUGUAAAGAAGCUGGGUUACUAGGAUUGGAAACCUCACUUUUUGAACAUUAUGCCGUUACAAACACAAAGCAUAUUAACAAUGUGAAGUUCACUAUGCUGGAGGAACAGUAUCGAAUGAAUCCCCAAAUCUGUCGUUUUCCAUCGGAGAAUUUUUACGACAACGCCCUAAUUACAAUGCCGGGGCUUUGGAAAACUAGCCGCAUGGAUAUCUGGCCGAAACACAUGAAGACUUCCUAUCCGCAUAUAUUUGUUCACGUUGAAGGAGAAGAAAAGGUUUUGACAGUAUCAACGGAAGAUGGCAAUGAACAAUCGAAAAGUAAUGCGCUUGAAAUUGAUGAAGUUAUCAAAGUAUAUUCCUACUUCACAAGAGAGCAAACGAGCCAAUCUGUCCAGAUACUCUCACAAUAUAACGCACAGGUAUCUGAGAUCAAAAGACGGUUAAAAGAUGAGGGAUAUGUCGAGGAAAACGUCAGCACUGUAGUGUCGAGUCAAGGCGGAGAAUGGGACUAUGUGAUAUUUAGCACAGUGCGAUCUCUCCCAGACUACAAAAUAGAGUCGAAUCCUACUCUGGGUUGGUGCAAACAUAAUCUUGGCUUCAUCACAGAUCAAAAUCAAAUAAAUGUUGCGCUAACUAGGGCACGGAAGGGUUUGAUUAUCAUAGGCAAUAAGAACUUGUUGUCAUGUGACCAGUUCGUUUGGAGGAAACUGAUACAGCAUUAUGAUAAUAGAGAGUGUGUAAAAACACCGGACGAAUUCCCACCACGGACUGUCAGACCUAGGCUCCAGAGAAUGAGAGAAAACAUUAAGGAAAGCGAAAGACGAUACGGAGAGUCUAUGUUCAUUAAAGGGGAAGCAACCUCUUACACAGGAUCGUUUGACGACUGGCAAGAGGAAGGGAGAGGAAGAAGACAUCGCAGAAAUCCGAAACAUCCGUAAAAGAACCACUGAUUUAUUCAUUACAGUUGGAACAUAUCAAUGUAUAUUUGUAUGUUAACAUAUAACUGGAGCAUUGUUAAAUUAUUUCUUUUUGAUAUUUAAAAAAUGUUUUUCUUUUAUAUCUUUAGAAAAAUAUUUAAAAAAAUCUGAUAUCAAAGUUUGUAUAUUUUGUUUAACAUAUGUCAUGUACUGAAUAUUUGUGUUAAACACAGUUUAUUUAUUGAUCUCUAUUGUUAUUUCUAGUUAUCCUACAUUGUAAAUAUCUGAUUAACAUAUACAUGAAACGCUGACAUAUAAUGCCAGUAUGAAUAGUAGCUUUCGUAUGUAACUGAGUCUUUUAAUUUUUUGUAUAAGAAUUGAUAUUUAAUUGCUUUUCAUUAGCAAAAAUAGUACCAGUACCAGUAAAGAAGAGUAAAUGCAUAAGGUCUAUUUUGUUGAUUAUAGUUCUCUGCUUGCACUAUUGUCUAGUCAUUAAAUUUGCAAAUGUAACAUAGAAUGGGCUAUGUGAAGUACUGAACGAAAGGGAUGUGACUGAUUCAGUCUUUGGUAAAUUUUAUUAUUGUUGAUGUUAUAUUCCAUUUUAUAGUUUAGUCUUCUGUAUAGUGUGUUCUUUACAGUGCCACAUAUCAUUUCAAUUUCUUUUCUUAAUGGUUGUUGGUGAUUUGCAACUGUUUUUGUAUAACUUGAAUGUACAUAGCUUUAACAUUGCGAACAUGUCUUCGCUAUGUCAAUAGAAGUAUUAGUUUUCUAUUAGUAUAAUACAUAUUUUAUUUAGAUAGAAUAUAUUUUUAUAAGCUAAUAUUAUCCUUAAAAACUUUCAUGUUUGUAUCAAACGAAUGUUGCUAUAUCAGUAUGUGCAAUUUAGCAAGUGUAUGUUUUCUAACCGUCAUUUUGCUGCCAUGUUUUCUCGAACCAUUGUUUUAAUUGAGCUAAGUAAGACUUUCAUAAACACAAGAAUGUAUAAGGAAGUUACUGAUUAUUAUGUACACAACAUAACGUAUGAGAACUAUGUUCUGCUAAGGUGUCUAAAUAUAUUGAUUUACAAUGGUUGUAAAUGACUAAUACAGUUGUGUGCCUGUUACUACAUUUGAAUUUAUAAUGAUGUAUUUUUGCCAAUGUCUCAGUGUGCUCUUUUUACGUUAUAAGUGAUUUAUGUUGCUUUUGUUCCUUAACAUGCUUGCCUAAAAUAAUCCCUACUUCUGUGAUACAUGUGACUUCUGAGAUUUAUUGUCUUUUUUAUUUUUUCAAUGGAAAAGAAAUCUUAACGCUUGUGUCUUUCAAACAUUUUAUACUUAUUUCUAAUUUUGAGUCACUUUUUGAUAAGUAUAUUUUGUAUAACUGUUUAUUAGUAAUGAUGUUUCGUAGACUGGAGCUAAUAAAAUUACUACCGAUUUGA